AAAGUGCUAUUUCUGUGCCUAUUAACAAAAAAUGUCUCACUUUGCGACUCCUUUUAUAGUAAUUAAUUUAGGUUGUGAAAUGAUUUAUGUUAUUGACCAACGUUUAAAAACUCAAAGUGUUCCUUUGGAGAAAUCUGAAAGAGUAAUGACCGAUCUCGUUACCGUAUUGUUACACCCGAAGUUGCUGGAUGAGCUAUUCUUGCCACAGCCGGUGGCAACGCACAAAGUAAUAAAACAGUUACUUCAGGAUAUAUGUGAAACAUCCAUUAUGAAACUCGACGAUUAUUCCAAGAGCAAAUUAUGGGACCUAAUGACAAUGCUAUUCAAAUGGCAGCUCUCAGUAGCAACAACUCAAAAUGUUUUUGACAUUAGCAAGCGACAUCUAAGGAAUGUGAUGACUUUGAUGCCGGAGUACUUUUCGAAAUUUAUUUUUGAAAAUGCACUCAACAAAUUUGAAAAGUUAAUUGACAAAUUUUCUGAUAACGAUUUUCACUGUUUGUGCACUACGUUAAUACUUUGGUUCUCAGAAUACCACACCAAGAUUUCAGUUCUUAUUAGACUAGGUUUACAGAAAAAAGACGGAACAUUCUCCUUACCUAGUUCAAUAAAUUCAAAAAUUUUAAACAAUCUAGGAGAAAAUGUGUAUAAAUACGAUUAUAGUAAUAAAAACAACCUAUACCAUGACAAUGAGCAUCGUUGUAUCGAAACAAAUGAAAUUAAUUGCUUAUUACCAUCGAUCGAUAAAGGAUGCAAUGAAGAUAAAGUCUUAGAAUUAAAACUGCCAAUUGAUUUUCGAAACGAAGAUCAGAAACGAAAAAUAAUAACAAUUACUAAAACCGUUGAAUAUGAAAACAUAACAGCAUGUAUAAAACAUAGGAACAGUGACUUAACAUAUUCAGCCAAUGUUCCGAAAUCUCCUCAAGAAGAUCUUUUGGAAAUGCUUAAUGAAACAUUUUAAAAUUAUUAUUCAUAUCUUCCUUUAUUUUUAAUCUGCAUAAAGAUUGUAUUAUGUUAGAAAAUGUUAACUAAAUGUAUUUAAAACGAAUACCCUAGGCUUGAAUUAGUGAAAUAAAAGAUAUUAUGAAAAAUAUAUUUUAUUAACAUCACAACUUUUUAUAUUAAAAGCUAAAAACUUUAAAGUCACUCACAAAAAUAUUCUAAGUUAGUUAUUGUUGUUCUAUUUACUUGAUUAUGUCAAGAACGAAAUAAGUCAAUUAAAAUUGUAGUCGUUAUCUUAUUGAUUCCCUUACAUAAGCAUUAUUUGGAACAACUCAGAACAAGGAAAAGGGCUGCACAUAUUUUACAUUUACUUACUACAUUAAAUAAAUGUAUAUAUAUAUGUUCUGGAUUAUGUUAAUUGUAGUUGUUUGUAAGAAUAUUUUUAUUA
Danaus plexippus (monarch butterfly) is the source of this 1387-nucleotide messenger RNA. It is a transcript of the gene OSCP1, whose product is annotated as protein OSCP1. NCBI's taxonomy places the organism in Eukaryota, Metazoa, Arthropoda, Insecta, Lepidoptera, Nymphalidae. Gene Ontology annotation, biological process: transport. The transcript has 2 exons. Gene Ontology annotation, cellular component: plasma membrane; cytoplasm. The coding region runs from base 32 to 958 and encodes 308 amino acids. The record is from RefSeq and is a predicted model, not a curated record.